Molecule: messenger RNA, 816 nt
Organism: Tripterygium wilfordii
Lineage: Eukaryota; Viridiplantae; Streptophyta; Magnoliopsida; Celastrales; Celastraceae
Exons: 6
Coding region: 91-573 (160 amino acids)
Biological process (GO): positive regulation of proteasomal ubiquitin-dependent protein catabolic process
Cellular component (GO): Cul4-RING E3 ubiquitin ligase complex
Source: RefSeq, a predicted model, not a curated record
GUGAUGCGGGGGUGGGUCACUAACUGAACAAAGCCCUUUUGGACUCGCAAGCACUUGGUUAGUUGGUUCCCUCUGUAAUAGGCAGGCGCCAUGGACGUCUCGUCUUCCCAACCAUCCGAUUCAAAUAGUACGGUUCAUGGUGCUUCCUCUCUCCUUGCCAACCUUCCCUCUCGCGGUCUUCUCUCCUCCAGCGUCCUCUCCUCGAAUCCGGGAGGGAUGCGAGUUUAUAUCUGUGAGCACGAGACAUCACCCCCAGAGGGGCAAAAUAUUAAGACAAACCAACAGAAUAUACUGAUUAGAUCGCUUACUCUUAAGAAACACAAGGGUGAUUCCAGUUCAAGGGAUGCAAAGAGUGCAGCUGCAACUGAUGGCCCUAGAAAGAGGGCUUCUGAUAGGGUUGUGGACAGCAGGGCUGCAUCUAAGAGGGCCAAUAAUCAAACUGAUUCUCAACAAGAGAAAGACUUCCAUAGUUUGACAGUGGAGAGGCUUCGUGCCCUUCUAAUUGAACUAGGCCUUUCAACCAAAGGGAGGAAGGAUGAGCUGGUUGCUCGAUUGCGAAAUGCAGCCAUUUAAGCACUGUUCGGAAGGCGGGGAUAAAAAUCUGUUUUCCCUCAGAUGCAUCAUGCAUGUGUAGGUAAUUUUGUUGUGGAAGAUGGUCGAUAUAGUGUAUAUAGUACUUGCAUAUGAUCAUAUAUAUAACUGGUGGUCCGAAGAUAUUGAGAUUUGAGAGGUUACAUUUGAAUAAAUAUUGAGAGCUCUCAUGUUGUAGCCAUUUUUAAAACGUAUUUCGUGUUAAGCAUAUGAUUUGGUUGUGUU